AUGUCUCCAGGAGCAGUCUCACCACUGGCCAAGGUCAAAGGCCUCACUUUCGACGUCUUCGGCACUACCGUCGACUGGCGCACAACCGUAACCGAGGAACUGACACUGCGAGCCUUCCGCAAAGCUUCUUCCGAUCUCGACCAAGACCUCAAGGCUCGAAUCCAAAAUCUCACUGAACAAGACUGGGGUCGCUUCGCUCAAGAGUGGAGAAACUCAUACGGGAAAUUUACUCGAGGUUUUGACCCCGAGAAGCAUACAUGGAAGACCAUCGACCAACACCAUCACGACAGUCUCGUCGAGCUGCUAAAAGCCUGGGAUCUCUCUGAUCUCUACAGUCCACCCGAGAUUGAAUCACUCAGUCUUGUCUGGCAUCGCUUGACGCCGUGGGAUGACUCCUCAGAUGGUCUCCAAAAGCUCGGCAAGACACACAAGACCAGUACUCUGUCCAACGGCAACGUCUCACUACUCAGAGAUCUGAACGACUUUGGCAACCUAGGCUUCCAGUACUUCCUCUCAGCAGAGAAAUUUGGAGCCUACAAGCCCAACCCAAGGGUGUAUACCGGCGCUGCGAAGGAGUUGGAACUGGAGCCCGAGGAAGUGGCUAUGGUCGCCGCACACCUCAGCGAUCUUGCUGCUGCGAGGUCAUGCGGCUUGAGGACUGUGUAUAUUGAACGGCCUAGGGAAGAGGGAUGGGAUAAAAGUGACGAGAAAUACCAGGAAGCUAAGGAAUGGGUUGAUCUCUGGAUUACACAGGAUGAUGAAGGAUUCCUGACUUUGGCUAAGCGACUUGAAGAACUAGCCUGA
Fusarium coffeatum is the source of this 804-nucleotide messenger RNA. RefSeq lists its product as uncharacterized. The record is from RefSeq and is a predicted model, not a curated record. The coding region runs from base 1 to 804 and encodes 267 amino acids. Lineage: Eukaryota; Fungi; Ascomycota; Sordariomycetes; Hypocreales; Nectriaceae. The transcript has a single exon. Gene Ontology annotation, molecular function: hydrolase activity, acting on halide bonds, in C-halide compounds.